AUGGUUCGAGUAGGUGUAAUUGGAGCUGGAGCAGUCGGUUUGUCUUCGGCUGUUAAUAUUCAGAAGCUGAUACCACAUGCAAAAGUGACAAUUAUUGCAGAUAAAUUUGGCAAGGAUACAACCAGUAAUGGAGCUGGGGGUAUUUUCCGACCAUACCUGUCUCACUUCUCAGGUUUAGACGAAGGAAUAGUGAGACAAUGGAUAACUGAUUCAUGGACAUAUUUUAAAAACCUGGCAAUAUCUGCAGACGCUCAAGAAAGUGGACAGACCCUGGUAUCGGGAAUUGUUUUUUAUAACACUCCUCAGGAUCGGGACUAUGAACUCAUGGCAAAACUGACAUACGAUUUCCGUGAGCUUCCAUCAGAGCAACUCCAGAAGCUAAAUAUAAACUACAAGUAUGGAUACACAUUUACAACAGUGGUAACACAGACACCGAAAUAUUUGGUUUGGCUGAUGAAGAAGUUUCAAGAAAAUGGAGGUACAACACAGCAUAAGACUGUGAAGAGCCUGUCAGAGCUGUACGGGGAAUUUGACCUGGUCAUUAACUGCAGCGGUCUGGGUUCUAGAGAGCUUGUUAAUGACUCUUCUGUGUAUCCUGUGAGAGGACAGUUGGUGUCGGUCUAUGCUCCGUGGGUCAAGAACUUUUAUCUGACAGAAGAUGAUGUCUAUCUCAUACCUCA
This is a messenger RNA of Candidula unifasciata, 680 nucleotides long. Lineage: Eukaryota; Metazoa; Mollusca; Gastropoda; Stylommatophora; Geomitridae. The record is from the annotation of a GenBank genome assembly.